Messenger RNA from Auanema sp. JU1783, 900 nucleotides. Lineage: Eukaryota; Metazoa; Nematoda; Chromadorea; Rhabditida; Rhabditidae. The record is from the annotation of a GenBank genome assembly.
AUGAUUUCCAUCAGCCUUUUAGUCUACUUGAGCUUACUCCUAUAUGUGGAUGCUUAUAAAGCACAGGGAAAUCUUGCUGUAGUCAUCAAAACCGGAGAUCGCCUUUUUUCUUCCGAUGAUGAUCCACUCACUGCCUAUACUCCUGAACUAUGGUGCCAAGCUGCUGACGGAGAUACCAUUCUUGAACUCUCUUGGGCUCGAUUUGUCCGCACACAUGAUAGACAGCCAUUUGAGGCUAGUAUUGAUGACUCUGGCAAGAGAGCAAGACUCAUCCUCGGUGAAGUACCUGUUUCGAGAGCAGGAAAGUAUAGAUGUGAGAUGAGAACAACUGAUUCUGAACUGUUAUAUGGAAAUAUGUUCGUUAAUACUCGUCCAUACGUUCAUAACAAUGGCACCCUUGAUCUUGAGAUGUCUGACAUUGAUCCAACUUUGGUUAUAUCAAAGUCAACAGUCAAACUAACCCCAGGACAAUCUGGAGCUUUGAGCUGUCCAGUUAAAGGUUUCCCUCAUCCAACGAUAUUGUGGUACAAAGAUGGAGCUCCUCUUGAGGAAAGUGAUAACAUCUUCGUAGACAAGGAUAGUAUUGAGUUCGCUUUGGUCAGUGCUGAAGAUGCGGGAGUUUAUCAGUGUGUCGCAUUCAAUCGAUUCAGUAUGGUGGUUGAUGGAAAAGAACAAGAAUUCGAAGUAAAAUUUGAGCAGAUUGUAGAAAUGAGAGGUGGAUACGAUUGGGUCUUACCGUUAACAGUAAUUCUCAUUAUUCUCAUUCUACUCUUCAUUAUUAUUUAUUCUUGUCAAGCGUGUAAACGCUAUAAAGCUGCUCAAUAUAAUGUGAACGAACGAGAACGGAGACAAGGAAGAACAGCUGAAGAAGCUAGAGCUUUGAAAGCAGAUGCCGUUUAG